AUGGCUAACACCACCUCAGCCGUCAACCUUUGCCCUCCGCCGUUCUACGACGCCAGAACGUUUCCUGCCGAAGGUGGAUUCAUCGAUGGACGGCUCUGCCAAACCGUCGGAAGCGUGCAAUGUUGCUUGCCUUGUCCUAUGACAGAAUGGGUUUAUCCGGAUCGCUUCGAUACAUUGACGGCGGUCGCGAACUGGGUUUCUGUCCUUAGCCAAGUAUGCUGCGUGUUCCUGCUUCUCUCAUGGGCAUUCCUGCCUGUGGAGAAGACGAAUCGACAUUACUUGAGUAUAUGCCUGACGGUCGCUAUUCUACUCAUGAACAUGGGUUUUGUGAUUCCUCUCGCAGCACAGCCGGAGCAGUGCUUCAACGAGAUCACUCCGCACAGCAUGCAUACCAGCAAGGUUUGUGGUGCUUCUGGCACCUUUCUACUUCUUGGAGGCUGGGCCGGUGUCAUGUGGGUGUUUCUCAGAGCAGUGUCGCUUCACCUUCAAAUUUGCUGGCAAGUGCUCGUUGGAAAGAACUUUAUGAUCUUUUCCCAGGCAGCUGGGUGGGGAGUCCCCAUCCUAGGUAUAAUCCUAGCCCUGGUCUUCAGCGGCGUCUCGUUCCGCUUUGGUAAGACAUGCCAUAUCAAUCACGAGAACAGCUUGGCCGACUUCUGGAUUCCGCUCCUACUCUUUGCUGGUAUGACUGUCAUCAUUACCUUUGCUACCUUUGGUUACUGCAUCAAGGUCUACUUGGCAUCCUUGUCUGACAACGCGGCAUCAUCUGCGGGCUCCAGUCUGCCUACCUACACGCAAAGCAUCAAGACCAUGUCCCCGCGCCAGGUUUACCGUCGAGUCCGCCGUGUCAUUGCACUGCAAUGGCGAGGAAUUGCCAUCGUACUCAUCAUCAUCGCCGAUGUCAUCUUCUUCUCCGUCGUCUUCGUUUUCCAAGACAACGUAGUUCAAUCUGUUGCCGACGACCCUACCAAGGCAACGAAAUUCAUCAUGUGUCUAUACGAAGAAAAAGGCAAGAAGGAAAAUUGUCUUGACGAGGCGUCUACGCUGGUCAUCAAUGAAGCGACUGUGACGGCCGUCUUGCUUCUCCUAGCGUUGAACGGUCUUUGGCUGGUCCUCUUCCUAGGACGAUGGUCCAUGAUUGAAGGCUGGUUUGACAUGUUCAAGAAGCCAUUUGUUCGAGAGAAGAAGGAAUUCGUAUCAGUUGACGCACGUCUUGACGUCAAGAACCAUCCACGUUCGUACGAGAUGCUCUCAAGGGAUUCGAGCGCUGCAGUAACACCUGUGUCUCCAGUCAAGUCUCCAGAAAGCGGACGAAGAACUCCCGAUUACUUUGGCCGAACUGCUCGCUAUCAUGCACCCGCACGCUCAUAUUCCAGCCCGAGGCCACCGCUUACAUCGGCGCACGAUAACGAAGAAUCAUUUCCGGUCCCAAUUUAUGACAAGGAGAUGAACCCUCUUGGCAUGAACCGAACAUAA
Molecule: messenger RNA, 1473 nt
Organism: Fusarium sp. VM40
Lineage: Eukaryota; Fungi; Ascomycota; Sordariomycetes; Hypocreales; Nectriaceae
Source: the annotation of a GenBank genome assembly